Molecule: messenger RNA, 794 nt
Organism: Durio zibethinus
Lineage: Eukaryota; Viridiplantae; Streptophyta; Magnoliopsida; Malvales; Malvaceae
Source: RefSeq, a predicted model, not a curated record
AUUUCUAAGGUUGUUCACAUACAAUUACUAUAUAAUUAGCCCCAAUUCAUCCUUCCACUAUUAUUUGUUCAAACUGUCUGUAAGCUUCUGAAAUGGCAGUCUUGUCUACAGUCAAAUUAUGGGUUUUAGCUCUAACUAUGGUGUGCAUGUCUAUUUUCUGCUUCUACUCAGGGAAGGCGGAUGAAGGUGUGCCUCAAACGGGUGCUGUAGUCGGUGAUCCAGCUGAAAUUGUUGCCAAGGCAUUGCUAUGUUUCAAUGAUAAAUAUAUUUAUAGCAGCUGUGAAGAAUCUUACCGAUUGACUGCAACUGGAAACCUAGAUGUUCCCCCUGACUACGCUGAUACAUAUUGCAAUGGACCUUGCCUGUCAGAGACACACCUUGUGCUCAACUGUAUAGAAGGCAUCAUGAUAAAUUUCCUGUUCUACAAUAAGGCCACGAUUCAGGAUAUUAGAGACACAAUCCAGGCAGGAUGUGGCUAUGGUCGUGAAAGAGGUAGUUUCCGAAAUCAAGUUUGUAGAAAUAUUGUUCCGUUUGGUUUUCCAUCAAAUUCCAUAAUCUGUUCCUCUGUUUGUGUAGGUAAUUUUAAUGUGGCAGAACACAUUCAAGCUGAGAGCAGUGCAAACAAGGCGGCCACUCACAUUUUAUUAGGGUUGAUGAUUAUUGGACUCACUCAGUCACUCUAUUACCUAUGACAUGUUUAAUUAUCCGAAUCCGGAGUCACUCUGUAGGAUUUACUUUCACAACUUUGAAUUUCUCUGUUUCAAAAUGAGGGCAAUAAAACAUGACAGUAGUUU